Molecule: messenger RNA, 1253 nt
Organism: Bemisia tabaci
Lineage: Eukaryota; Metazoa; Arthropoda; Insecta; Hemiptera; Aleyrodidae
Product: cathepsin F
Biological process (GO): proteolysis
Molecular function (GO): cysteine-type peptidase activity
Source: RefSeq, a predicted model, not a curated record
UUUAUUUAUAAGUGCAGUAGCAGUCAGAGAGAAGGGCACACUGUUCCCCAUUCCUUGGUCGCGAAAAUGAAUAGUGCGUCGUGUUUUUUAUUUGUGGGGCUUCUUGCACUCUUUGUUCCUAUCAACCGGUGCAAUGGAAAUCCAAUGGACUUUGGGGUUGAUUUUGAUGAAAUUGAAACGGGAUUGGAAAAGCCAGUCUUGGAGCAGGACGAAGACUUAAGCAGCCUCUCAAUCCGUGAUCAGUUUGAGGAAUUCGUGAAAAAGUAUAAUAAAGUGUAUUUAAGCUCGCAGGAAAAAGAAAGCCGAAUGGAAAUUUUCGCCAAGAACCUGAAGAGAUAUGAAGAAAUGAACGCGGCUGAUAUGGGAACAGCCACUUACGGCGUCGAUCAAUUCUCCGACAUGACAGCGGAUGAAUUCAGACAAAAGAUGUUGACACUCAACGUAGAUGCGUAUAGGAAAUCUGCAACGAGAGUGUAUGAUGGACCGGAACUGCACAAGAAAAAACAGCCGAAAAAUUUCAGUUGGGUUGAUAAGGGCAAAGUCACUCCCGUUAAAAACCAGGGUUAUUGCGGUUCAUGCUGGGCAUUUUCGGCAGUGGGCAACAUGGAAAGCCUUUACGCUAUUAAACAUAACAAAAUGGAAACCUUUUCUGAGCAGCAGAUUGUGGAUUGUGACACGACGUCUGAUGGCUGCAAUGGUGGCUGGAUGUCGAACGCUGUGGUUUACGUAAAGAAUGCUCCCGGACUCGAAAGGGAUACAGAUUACCCUUAUAGGGCGUAUCACCAAACGUGCGCGUUUAAUAAAUCCCUGGCAGUCCUCCACGUUAAGGAAAACGUAAUGCUCCCACAGAACGAGAAAAAAAUGAGUGCAUACUUGUUUAAUAACGGACCUAUCUCUGUCGCUCUAGAUGCCUCUGCCAUGUCGGGAUACAAAGGAGGCAUUGCGCAUCCACCAGAAACCGCCUGCUCAAAGAGGGAAGAGAAUGUUAACCAUGGAAUACUCUUGGUUGGCUAUGGCGUCUAUACGGUUUCUUUGGGAGGAGGUAAGAAGAAACGCCUUCCUUACUGGAUUGCCAAGAAUAGUUGGGGAACGUCAUUUGGCAAGAAGGGAUACUAUUACCUGUAUCGAGGGGACGGCUCAUGUGGCAUUCAUACCUACCCAAGCAGCGCAGUUCUCAAAUAAAUUAAAACCAAAAAUGUGUGUAAAUAUGUACAACAAUGCAAAAAUUAAAGAAAUAAAAUCAAUGUAUGUGA